CCAAUACAUCAUCCUAGACGUUGAAGUGGAAAUUGUCAAAAUUGUUGGAUUCUCGUUGUUGGAGAGUGUGUCCUGUUGUGGAUUUAAGUUGCAUUUCAUCAAUUGGCUCAAGACAGGGACGUUAUAUAACUUAUCGGUUCGGAGCCUUGAAGCAGCUCGGCAGCUUCUGGUGUUGCUUCUGAGAGGUAGUCCCAGUGACGGGUGUUUUCAUUAUCCCUUGUUUGCCGCUUUGGCUUUUGCGGGUCGCCAGACGUUUUAGCCUCGUAAGGAUGGACACUCUUCUCACGGCGGAGAUCGCUGCGAACUCUCCUAGGUAUCGACGUAGGUCGUCAACUUUCAUCGAUGGCGUCCACGAUGUGAAGGAUGAGCAGGCCCAGGCCAUGGCUCCAGCGCAACUGUACAGCACCAUGUCUGGAAGACUAUUUCACUCUGGUCGAAUCGUCAUUGUACUUGUUGGCCUUCCAGCGCGUGGCAAGACUCACAUCUCCGUCUCCCUCUCCAGAUAUCUGCAAUGGCUUGGUGUCAAGACACGUGUUUUCCACCUGGGAGACUAUCGUCGUGCAACCAUGGGUCCUGGCGUUGAUGUCCCGGAAGAUUAUUUUUUCAUUAAUGCCUCGGCUAAAUCAGUGAUGAUCCGUCAGAAGAUCCUGAAGAAAUGUCGUGAGGAUAUCUACGGUUGGCUUAAUCAUGAGAAUGGCCAAGUCGCCAUUUAUGAUGCUGUCAAUCCUCUAUCUGCAGGUCGAGAAUCCCUAGCAAAGGAGUUUGCAAAGCACGAUGUACAGACCCUCUUCCUAGAAUCGUGGGUUGAUGACCAAAAGAUUCUUGAAGAGAACGCACGCAGCGUCAAGAUUUCUUCCCCUGACUUUAAGGAUAUGAAUCCCGAUGACGCAGCCAAGCUUUAUCUGAAGCGAAUCGAUAUGAAGAUUCCUCACUUCGAGACGAUGAAGGAACCGAAUCUUAAUUGGAUUAAGAUGAUCAAUGCAGGCGACCAACUUGAGUACAACAAUCGCAGCUUCGGAUACUUGGCCAACCGCAUUGUCUUCUACUUGAUGAAUCUCCAUAUCAAGUCCCGUCAAACGUUCUUUGCCCGAGCUGGAACUUCAGACAAGACCGAUUACUAUCAAGCAGACGCACCUCUUGGAGAGGAAGGAAAGAUAUAUGCAGAAAAGAUGGCAACUACACUUAUUGAACACCGAGAAGCUGAGCGUGCUGCUCUCAUUGCGCAAGGCGGCUCCACUGCACCUUUAAAGCCUCUCACUGUUUGGACUUCCACCAGAAAGCGAACUGUCGAGACUGCAGAUGCGUUCCUCGAGAGAGGUUAUGCCGUUCGUCAGAGAUCUCAAAUGAGUCAGCUGCACCCCGGUGUCUGUGAGAAGCUGUCGGAGAAUGCUAUUCGAAAGCUUUACCCAGAGGAGGUUGAGAAGCACCAAUCGGAUCCUUACCAUCAUCGAUACCCCCGAGCCGAGUCUUACCAUGAUCUUGCAGUUCGCCUGGAGCCAAUAAUCCUUGAGCUAGAGAGAGAGCAGAACGAUCUUCUCAUUAUCGCUCAUGAGUCAGUCCUGCGCGUUCUGUACGGCUAUCUGAUGGCUUGCGACGCGAUGAAUAUUCCAACUCUAAAGUUCCCCCGUAACAAGAUCAUCGAGAUCAUUCCUGCCUCUUACCAGAAUGAAGCCAAGCUAAUCGAAAUCCGCGACCUCAACCCCGACAUGAUCCCUGGAUCUCCUGAAGAUAUUCGGCUUCCAGUCCCACCUAGCGGAAUGGUCAGUCCGUUGUCCGGAAUGGGAACUCCUGCUAUGGGUAUCAAUACUCCUUCGGAACAGACCAUGACCCCUCCAAUGCUUCUCAAGCCAAUCAGAAUCGUCAAGGAGGAGCACCCACUGUCUAAGGACUAAUAUCCACGUGGACUACGGUUUCAAAUGGGCUUUCUGAUUUGAUAUUUCGAACGUUUCCUCGAAUUCUCUUGCCUUGUGGUCAAUCGUUCUUUGAUUUGGUUCUUGCUGACACAUGAUUGGACGAAUCGGUGCAUAGGUAUGGACGGUUGGAUGGGAUGGUGCAUACAGACGAGAAUCGCGGAGUCGAAAAGAUGGGGCUGGGUUGCAUUUGAAUAUGGAGCAUGGUCAGGAGCCGAUGAACAUUACACGGCACCUUCGCGAGGCUUUUUCGUUGAUUUGUAGAGUAGACUCUGGCGUAGCAACACAUACACUCCAAAUUGGCCUCACCGAGAUGAGGGUGUGUCGACGAUGUGACAAAGAGGCUCUUGUGUCACGGAAACCGUCGCCUUGAUGCGUUGGCUAUCGAGUGACAGCACUGCCUUUGUGCCUCGAUCGGCAUUUGACUGUCAAUGUUCGCUCUUCUGAAAG
This is a messenger RNA of Mollisia scopiformis, 2360 nucleotides long. RefSeq names its product bifunctional 6-phosphofructo-2-kinase/fructose-2,6-bisphosphate 2-phosphatase. Bases 270 to 1892 code for a protein of 540 amino acids. Gene Ontology annotation, cellular component: cytosol. The transcript is spliced from 9 exons. The record is from RefSeq and is a predicted model, not a curated record. NCBI's taxonomy places the organism in Eukaryota, Fungi, Ascomycota, Leotiomycetes, Helotiales, Mollisiaceae. Gene Ontology annotation, biological process: fructose 2,6-bisphosphate metabolic process; fructose metabolic process. Gene Ontology annotation, molecular function: ATP binding; fructose-2,6-bisphosphate 2-phosphatase activity; 6-phosphofructo-2-kinase activity.